GCCGCCUAUGAUGCUGCACGCGCGCUCGUCGAGCGCGAGCUGGGUCAGUGUUUGACCAGAGCAGACACGGAAGACGAUGUGGCAGGUGCUCCACUUGUGGAGGAACAGGUGCUCUUGCAGCGCUAUGUGUCUUUCCUUGAAGCUUUGUAG
Symbiodinium sp. CCMP2456 is the source of this 150-nucleotide messenger RNA. Lineage: Eukaryota; Dinophyceae; Suessiales; Symbiodiniaceae. The record is from the annotation of a GenBank genome assembly.